Molecule: messenger RNA, 1435 nt
Organism: Vigna angularis (adzuki bean)
Lineage: Eukaryota; Viridiplantae; Streptophyta; Magnoliopsida; Fabales; Fabaceae
Product: F-box/kelch-repeat protein At3g23880
Exons: 2
Coding region: 82-1194 (370 amino acids)
Molecular function (GO): protein binding
Source: RefSeq, a predicted model, not a curated record
AUAAUAAACAGACAGAAACAAAAACAAGUGAAUCAGUCAAGCUCACUGUUUUCUAUCUGUUGUGUGUAUGAAAGAAAGAGCAUGGAAAACCACAGUCUCCCUCUGGAGUUGACAAGAGAAAUUCUUCUGAGAUUGCCAGCGAGAUCUGUGUUGCGUUUUAAGUGCGUGUGCAAAUCAUGGUAUUCUCUCAUUUCCACUCCUCAAUUUGGUAUUUCCCAUUAUGACUUAGCUGCUUCACCCUCUCAUAGACUUCUUAUCAAAUCGAAGGAUUUUCAUGUUCAAUCCAUUGAUAUAGACGCACGCCUUUUCAAGCAAUCCAUUGCGUUGCAUUUUCUUUGCCUCCCUCCACCACCCUUACGCCCCAGUGAUGAUUUUCGUUACAAAUAUGGGCUUCUGGGUUCAUGCAGAGGACUGGUACUUUUGUACUACCAGGGAGAUCUCAUUCUUUGGAACCCAACAAUAGGUGUUCAUAAACGAUUCCCAAACUUUGAAUGUGACUUAGCCGAUGAAAUUCUGCAUGCUUUUGUGUAUGAUACAUCGACAACUAACUACUGUUUGAUUCUUAUUGGAACGGACGAGUCUCAAAGUGAUGAGCGCAGAGCUGAAAUCCUGAUUUUCUCUUUUAAAACUGCUUUGUAUGUUCCAUUUAAGAGCUUUUAUUUUCCAUUCAAGUGUAUGGGAGACAAAUUCAGCGCUGGGGUAUUGUUCGGUGGAGCUGUUCAUUGGUUGGUUUUCACACAGGAUGAAGAUCUCCCUGUGAUUAUUGCCUUUGAUAUGAUACACAACAGGUUAUCAGAAAUUCCUCUCUUUGACCAUUUCACUACACAAAGAUACAGACUUUAUAGUUUUGGGGUAAUGGGAGAAUGUCUCAGUGUGUGUUGCUCUGUCAGAGGCCGUACGAGUGCAGAAAUAUGGAUGAUGAAAGAAUAUAAAGUGCAGUCAUCUUGGACUAUGUGUGUGGUCGUACCCUUUUAUAAAUUUCUCAACGACCGUUUUUGCCCCAUUUGCACCACUAAGGAUGGUGAAAUUUUUGGAUCAAACAUUGGAGGAAGAUUAGAGAAACGUAAUCAUAAAGGAGAGCUGCUUGAGUUUCUCAAUUUUGGUGGAGGUGGAGAGUUGUUCUGUUUCAAUCUACAGUCUGCUGUGUAUAGAGAGAGUCUACUGUCUCCAAAUAAUGAAGAUGAGCAGCAGUAACAGACAAGAAAAUUCAAGGCCAUGAAAUAUACAUCUACCUUGAACUGAUGACACGGCUAGCAGGAACAUAGCACUUAGAAGUGAAUCCUUACAUAUUACAUUAAAAUCAGUUUUAAUGCAGGAAUAGUGGUGGUGAUUUCAGUAAAGUUGGAUUAUCACAGACUUUGUAAUUUACUUGUGUUUCAGACUAUCUUUAGAUUAUCUUUUUUUGCUCUUAAUGCUAUGGUGUUUGCAAUUUGUU